Molecule: messenger RNA, 3012 nt
Organism: Rangifer tarandus platyrhynchus (Svalbard reindeer)
Lineage: Eukaryota; Metazoa; Chordata; Mammalia; Artiodactyla; Cervidae
Source: the annotation of a GenBank genome assembly
AUGAAGCGCAUCUUCUCCUGCUCCAGCUCACAGGUGGCGGUGGAGAGAUGGAACCGCCGUGAUCAGAAGCUGCUGGAGGCGGUGCAGCGGGGGGACGUGGGACGCGUGGCUGCCCUGGCCUCCAGGAAAUCUGCCCGACCCACUAAGCUAGACUCGAACGGCCAGUCCCCGUUUCAUCUGGCUGCCUCCAAAGGCCUGACAGAAUGUCUGACUAUACUACUUGCCAAUGGGGCUGACAUCAACAGCAAGAAUGAGGACGGAAGUACCGCCCUGCACUUGGCCACCAUUUCUUGCCAGCCACAAUGUGUCAAGGUCCUGCUGCAGCAUGGUGCCAAUGAAGACGCUGUAGAUGCAGAAAAUCGUAGUCCAUUGCACUGGGCAGCCUCCUCUGGCUGCGCCUCAAGUGUGCUCCUCUUGUGUGAUCACGAAGCCUUCCUGGACGUCCUGGAUAACGAUGGACGUACACCCCUAAUGAUUGCCUCACUGGGAGGUCACGCAGCUAUCUGCUCACAGCUACUGCAGAGAGGUGCCCGGGUUAAUGUCACCGACAAGAAUGACAAAUCGGCUCUGAUCCUGGCCUGUGAAAAAGGCAGUGCUGAGGUGGCUGAACUGCUCCUGAGCCAUGGAGCAGAUGCGGGGGCAGUGGACAGCACAGGGCAUGAUGCUUUGCAUUAUGCCCUACGCACACAAGACAGGACCCUGUGGAGGCUGCUGCGGCAGGCCCUGAACCGGCAGGGCCGAGGGGGUCAGGGGCCAGUUCAACACUUGGAUCCUGCAUCCCAGGCCUCUCCCUCUGAGCCUCAGGUGGGUGCACCACCUAAGAGCCCGUGGAGGGCAGAGCCUGAGGAGGAGCAGGAGGAAGAAGAGGACGAGGAUCCAUGUUCAGAGGAGUGGAAGUGGAAGUAUGAAGAGGAGAAGAGAAAAGUUUCUCAGUUGGAGCAGGAGCUGCUGCGAAAGACGGAAGAGUGCAAGGCUCAAGCUACAGCUUACCUGGGCCUGGAGAAACAGAUUCAAGAACAGGCGCGGGAGCUGGGGCUCCUCCUGUCCCAAGAGCCCAGAGCUCCAGGGGACCAGGGCUCUAGUCUCCGGCCUGGAGGAGAUGGCAUGGAACAGGGUUGUGCCCUCAACCUGCUGGCUAAGCACAUACAAGAGCUGAAGAAGCAUCAGCAGGCCACAGCUGCAGUGGCAGCCAACCCAGUAUUAGCUUCCAAGAAGGCUGAGGAUUCAGUCCCAGGGGAGAUCCAGUAUGAAGCCCAGGGAAGGUCCCAACCAGAAGAACAGGAGCCACCCCAGAGCCCAAAGUCUGAGACUGUAGGGAAAACCACAGGACAGCAACUGACCAACAGUGAUGGGCAGGCCCUUCGCCCUAAUCAUACUGACCAGCUGUUUGCUGGCCAGAAGGAGAGGCCCCAGGCUCCAGGGGCUGAACCCACAAGCACAGUGGCUGAGCCAGUGGGCACAGCAGCCAUGAAUCAGCUCCUGCUACAGCUGAGGGAGGAGCUGGCUGCAGUGUGGCGAGAAAAGGAUGCAGCCCGGGGGGCUUUAUCAAGACCCGUCUUGGAGGGAGCUCUGGGGACACCCCGGGCUGAGGCUGCAGCAGCUGCCUGGGAGAAGAUGGAGGCCAGGUUGGAGCAGGUGCUGGUGAGACUGGAUCGAGCAAAAGCAGGAUUGCAGAUGAAACCCGAGGCCCCUGCCCAGGAGACCAGAGAGGGAGCGCUCAAGUCAGUCCCAGGGGCCAUCACCCAAGAAGAAGAAGAAGAGGAGAAAAGGGUCCCUGGGGCCCGGGGAGAGCCUCUAGGGGCUCCUGGAGGGGACCAGAUGCCAGGAGGAGGCCAGGCCAGGGGACAGCUGGAGAAGGAGGUGUCCGCCCUGAGACUGAGCAACAGUAACUUGCUGGAGGAGCUGGGGGAGCUGGGCCGGGAGCGGCAGCGGUUGCAGGGGGAGCUGCAGUCCCUGAGCCAGCGGCUACAGCGGGAGUUUGUGCCCAGGCCGGAGGCGCAGGUCCAGCUACAGCAGUUGCGGAGGAGUGUGGGGCUGCUGACAGAUGAACUGGCCCUGGAGAAGGAGGCCACCGAGAAGCUGCGGAAGCGCCUGGCCUCCCAGAACAGAGGGCUCCAGGGGCUGUGGGACUGCCUGCCCCCAGACCUGGUAGGCCAGGGGAGUGCAGGGAGCACAGUCACCGCGCCCCUGGAAGAGCUGCAGGCCUGCAUCAGCGCCUUGGUGGCCAGGCACCGCGAGGCCCAGCAGCGGCUGGCUCGGCUGGAGGAGGAAAACCAGCAGCUUCGGGGCUCCCCUUCCCGCCGUGGCGAGCUUCGCUGUGGGGAGGCCUCGGCUUCCCCUCAGGUGGCGGCUCUGGAGCAAGACCUGGGGAAGCUGGAGGAAGAGCUGCGGGCAGUUCAGGCCACGAUGAGCGGGAAGAGCCAGGAGAUCGGGAAGUUGAAGCAGCUGCUCUACCAAGCCACCGAGGAAGUGGAGGAGCUGAGGGCCCGGGAGGCGGCCAGCCUGCGGCAGCACGAGAAAACUCGGGGCUCCCUGGUGGCCCAGGCCCAGGCUUGGGGCCAGGAGCUAAAGGCCCUGCUGGAAAAGUAUAAUACGGCCUGCCGGGAGAUGGGUCGGCUGCGGGAGGCGGCGGCCGAGGAGCGGCGCCGGAGCGGGGACCUGGCCGCGCGCGCGGCGGAGCACGAGCGCCAGGCCAGCGAGAUGCGCGGACGCUCCGAACAGUUCGAGAAGACGGCCGAGCUGCUCAAAGAGAAGGUGGAGCAUCUCAUCGGCGCUUGCCGGGACAAGGAGGCCAAGAUCAAGGAAUUGUUGAAGAAGCUGGAGCAGCUUUCAGAGGAGGUUCUAGCUGUUCGGGGAGAUAAUGCUCGCCUUGCCCUACAGCUGCAGGAUUCCCAGAAGACCCAUGAAGAGAUCAUCUCUACCUAUAGGAAGCAUCUGCUGAAUGCUGCUCAGGGCUACAUGGAACAGGACGUGUAUAAUAUCCUCUUGCGAAUCCUCAGCAUACAGGAGUGA